UGGUAACAGGACGAGCGGUGCAAAUAUCAUUUCCAGUCAGCAUGGGGAAUGUACACUGUUCUGCAAAGGUAGAUGGGAGACACACCCAAUUCAGGAAGAGAGAGAGAGAGAGGAGACAGUUUAAAAGAAGGGAAAGAGAACAGAUAGACAAAAACUCCCAAUUCGAGAGAUAGAGAGCAAGAGCGAGAGACACCUAGACAAUGCAAAGGUGUUGACUUGUAUUUGAUAUAUACCUGCAGAAAAAGCUCACCGCAAUGCUGGAUGUUAUGUCAGCCACCGUGGGUCUGGGAUUGUUUAAAAACAUUCUCAAUUUCUUCACCUCACCCAAACUCACCAGCCCUGUUAAUUCAAUCGCAAACUACUGUAACAUCCUAGUGGUGUUCACAGACUUCACCAUGACAGGGUUCCUCACCCUGUUCUGGCUGUUCUCCCCCUUCCUGUCCAGUAUACCCACACGCUCAGACAUCAUCGCGCUUCGCUUCCUGUCCUUCCUGAGCCACACCUACGGAACCCUGCUGCUGCUGGCCGUGCCCCUCAUCGUUACGGAGACGCUGUGUCGCCUCAUCUGGCCACUCCCACACCCGCAAGUGAGAAACGAAAAAGAAAGGGAAAAGCCAUCCGCCAAGGAGGUGGAGGAGGAGUCUAACAGCGGUGGGCAGACUUGCUGCAGCUUCCUGCUGCAGGUCCCCAGCUCCCUCUCCGCUCUCCUCUCCUGGGUUAUCGCGGCUUCCUACAGCAACCGCUUCAUUCUGGCCGAGGUGGACCGGAUCGAGCACUGCUUCCUGCUCUCUCCGGGAGGAGGCAGCAUCACCAACUGCAUCCCGGACUUCAGCUCCACGUUCUGGCCUCACGAUUACCAGCUGCUUCUGACCACGCUGCUGCUUUGCGGGACGUUCCUCCUGUUGCACGCCAGCUUCCAACAAUACGGGACUUGCAGCCGGCCGCAUGAGGGCGAGCGGAGCAACGAGACGGCGAGCCAGUUGAACCCUAAACACAGAGAGGAGGAGGAGUGGGCGCAGGGCAGCGCCACGUGGGAGAUAGAGGAGUGGACAGCGACGCACAUAGAUGACUUGAUGAAAGCCACGGUGUGUGGAGUCACACUCUAUUUGUUCCUCCCCGUCCUGGCGGUCAACACGUCCUUGUUCCGGUGCCUAGAGGAUUUCUGUUCCUGGUUCCUGCCCUGCAUCGUGGGAAAGGUGCGAUUUCUGAGAAAUUCGGAUCAGUCAAAAUAUAUUUGGACUACGUUCGGGGCAGGAAGUGCAGGGAUAUACGUCUGACAGCCACAGUCUGAGCAUAUUAAGAGAACAAAAUUUUCAUGCUAGUUGGUUAUCUUAGUACUCACAACAACACCGUCUCUCUGUUUUACGUGACAUGUCAGUGAUGUCGGACUUCCCUUUUUUUUAAUUAUCUUUUUUCUCUUCAAAACAAUAAAAAGCCAGCCAAGUCCUAUUUUUUUUUUUUCGUAUUUCAUUUUUAUUAAAAACAAAAUUAAGGGUAUCUUUCUGAAUUAUCUUUUAUAACUAGGUAGAUUGAAACUUAUGGGGGGCAAAUAUGAAUCACUGCUCUACAUACACAGACAGCUAUGAAUAUUUCAUGGCUGUAUAAUGCAAUGAAUCAACUAUGGAGAGUUUAAAGUUUAAGUUUAAGAGUAACC
This is a messenger RNA of Polyodon spathula (Mississippi paddlefish), 1654 nucleotides long. RefSeq lists its product as uncharacterized. Lineage: Eukaryota; Metazoa; Chordata; Actinopteri; Acipenseriformes; Polyodontidae. The record is from RefSeq and is a predicted model, not a curated record. The transcript is spliced from 3 exons. The coding region runs from base 255 to 1277 and encodes 340 amino acids.